Trichoderma citrinoviride is the source of this 375-nucleotide messenger RNA. RefSeq lists its product as hypothetical. Bases 1 to 375 code for a protein of 124 amino acids. NCBI's taxonomy places the organism in Eukaryota, Fungi, Ascomycota, Sordariomycetes, Hypocreales, Hypocreaceae. The record is from RefSeq and is a predicted model, not a curated record. The transcript has a single exon.
AUGCGUGCGAAGCGGGUGCGGGUGCUGGAACUGGUGUUGCUGAGGCUGGGGAGACUGAGCCUGAGCCUGAGCCUGAGCCUGAGCCUGAGCCUGGGCUGGAGACGGCGCCUGCGGUAUUUGGCCUGGAGGAGGGGUACCGGCGAUGGUGGGGGGCGCGGCCUGGACGCUCUGGAUGCUGGCGGUGGAUUUGCGUUUGCCGAGACCAAGGCUCUUGAAGCGGGAGUUCAGCGAACUCAUAUGGAGGAGGGAAGAAGAGCAAGCCCGGGGACGGGAAGGGGAGGUGCAGUGAGAAGCGGAGCGGAGGGGAGAAGAAGGGCUGAUUUGCUCGAUGGGGACGAAGGCGCAGGUUUGCCGGGGCGAGAGGAUUGGGCUUAG